GGUAGGCAAGAGAUGCUUCUAGUGUUAUCCACUGCCUGGCUCUCGGUUCUUCACCGAUCUCGACCGUCCAUCCUCGCCAUGGCCUCCGUAUCCUCGGCGCCUUCCGCCGCCAUCGCCGGAGGCAGCGGGGUUGAGUCCCCGGAGGGGAAGCGGGUGGUGGUCUGCGGGGGCGGCGUCAUCGGCGCGUGCACCGCCUACUUCCUCGCGACGAAGGGCACCGCCCGCGUCACAGUGGUGGAGAAGUCCGCCGUCGCCUGCGCCGCCUCCGGAAAGGCCGGUGGAUUCCUCGCCCUCGACUGGUGCGAUGGCAGCCCCCUCGGUGGCCUCGCCCGCGCUAGCUUCCACCUCCACCGCUCCCUCGCCGCCGCCCUCGACGGUCCCACCAACUACGGCUAUCGACCACUCGACACCCUCUCCCUCUCCCUCCUCCCCGACGCAUCCUCUGCGGCGGCCGCUCCAGCCUCGCCUUCCCUUCCUCCAUGGGUCGAUGGCCCCGCGGCCCGACCGCCGCGGACUAUCGGGACCACUGAUACCACUGCCCAAGUCCAUCCACAGCUCUUCACCCGGACACUCCUCUCCGCCGCCGCCGCGAAGCACGGGGUGGAGGUGGUGAUCGGCGAGUUGGACCGGGUAGAGGUGGAGGACGGCCGGGCAGUUGGUGUGGCUCUCAAGGGCGGAGGCGGCCCUUUCAUUCAGGCGGACGCUGUGGUUUUAGCCCUCGGCCCGUGGUCGAAUCGAUCGCCCAUAGUCUCCUCCCUCUUCAACGUCUCUAGCCUCAAGGCUCAUAGCAUCGUCCUCCGGCCGAAAUCCCCCGCCGCCAUUACCCCUCACGCCCUCUUCCUCACCUACCAACCAGCGCCUGGGGCCAAGACCUUGGACCCCGAAGUCUAUCCAAGACCCACAGGAGAAGUGUACAUCUGCGGUAUGUCGAAGGAAGACGAGGUGCCCGACGAUCCCGAAGAGAUCGUGGGAGAGAGGGAAUCGAUCGCGAUGCUGCAUAAGAUAGCGGGCACUGUGUCGUGUCAUCUGAAAGAGGGGGAGGUGGACGUGGUGGCAGAGCAAGCUUGCUGCUUGCCUUGCACGGAUGACGGAUUGCCUGUAAUUGGGGAGAUUCCCGAGGUCAAGGGAUGCUACAUUGCGACUGGGCACAGCUGCUGGGGGAUUCUGAAUGGCCCUGCCACCGGAGCCUCGCUUGCCGAACUCAUCUUAGAAGGUCACUCCACCACUGCUGAUCUCAAACCUUUCAGUCCCUCCAGGUUUCUCCGCAGGCGCACCAGGUCACGGUAGACUGAGCCUUUAAUCAUGUGGCCCAAAACGUUGAAGCCUAUAUACAUGUCAUCACAAGGCCUCUCAAACUUCUGGAAUGGAAUUAAUUGGGAUACCACAGUCUUCCUCAUUCAAAGUGAUGAAUUGGAAACUGGACGGAGAACAAAAAGGAAAAUCUAAUGAGUCAGAGAACCUGCAAUGCUUCCAUUAAGCUUCUGAGAAUCACAAUUAUAAAGGUUUAGGGUUGACUUGUCGCGAACAAGAUAGCACAUAAAAUUGGCACACAUGAGAAAUUUGCUGGGUUCUUUUUUUUUUUUUUUUCGCUGCAUUUGAAGUUGCUUGAUCUCAAAGGGUCCUUUGAAUUCUGAAAGAGUUGUUGUUGUUCACAGGAUCAGCAUGUGCUCGUCCUCUACUCAAGAGAUUGAAGUCAAUGGCUCAAGCAGCAGCUCGGGGUCCCAGAAUCAUGUUCUGCUAUUAACCAAUGCUUUCCUGUUUCUUAAGCCUGACCACAUGCACAUAACGUGGAAGUCGGCAGCUUGAGCCUGGUUGGUGAAACUAUAAUUUCCUCAAUAUAUAUUUAGAUAAUACUUGAGCACAAGGUUCAUGGACAAGGAGACAAGCUUUGAAUGAUGCCAACUACAAUGACCCACACUUGAAGACUUUGUUGGUCAAAGCAUAUGGUGGUCAACUUUCUUAAAAUCUCCAACUGGGGUUUGAGAUCAAAAUUACUUUACCAAGUGGCCUCUCUAAUCAGCUCAAGUAGGGAGUAGAAUCAUAGUUGAGAUGGAAGUGAAGUUUGAAAAUAAUUAUUUUUUGAGGAAAAAAUAUUUAUGCAUUCCCUUCAGACAUUGAAUUGUACUGUAUAUCCUUCUAAAACUAAAAAUGUAAUCAUCUUAUUUUUUUGUUUCCUAACUGAAAUAACAUUAUUUGCUUCCUAAUA
Musa acuminata AAA Group (dessert banana) is the source of this 2206-nucleotide messenger RNA. Its product is annotated as putative oxidoreductase TDA3. Gene Ontology annotation, molecular function: oxidoreductase activity. Gene Ontology annotation, cellular component: cytoplasm. The coding region runs from base 13 to 1287 and encodes 424 amino acids. NCBI's taxonomy places the organism in Eukaryota, Viridiplantae, Streptophyta, Magnoliopsida, Zingiberales, Musaceae. The transcript has 5 exons. The record is from RefSeq and is a predicted model, not a curated record.